Pipistrellus kuhlii (Kuhl's pipistrelle) is the source of this 1946-nucleotide messenger RNA. RefSeq names its product GINS complex subunit 3 (gene GINS3). The record is from RefSeq and is a predicted model, not a curated record. Gene Ontology annotation, cellular component: GINS complex. Gene Ontology annotation, biological process: mitotic DNA replication initiation. The transcript has 3 exons. NCBI's taxonomy places the organism in Eukaryota, Metazoa, Chordata, Mammalia, Chiroptera, Vespertilionidae. Bases 1 to 651 code for a protein of 216 amino acids.
AUGUCCGAGGCUUACUUCCGGGUGGAGUCGGGUGCGCUGGGGCACGAGGAGAACUUUCUUUCCCUGGACGACAUCUUGAUGUCCCACGAGAAGCUCCCGGUGCGCACGGAAAUCCCCAUUCCACGCCUCGGCCUUUUCUUCCCGGAGCGGAGCGGAGGGGCCGACACCGACAACACCAUCCCUCAGGGCUCAAAGCUGGAGCUCCCGUUGUGGCUGGCCAAAGGACUUUUUGACAACAAGCGGCGGAUCCUCUCUGUGGACCUUCCUAAGAUCUACCGAGAGGGUUGGAGGACUGUGUUCAGUGCAGAUGCCAACGUGGUGGACCUCCACAAAAUGGGGCCCCACUUCUACGGGUUUGGCUCCCAGCUCCUGCAUUUUGACAGCCCAGAGAACACAGACAUCUCCCAGUCUCUCCUCCAGACAUUUAUCGGACGCUUUCGCCGCAUCAUGGACUCCUCCCAGAACGCGUACAACGAGGACACCUCGGCCCUGGUCGCCCGGCUGGACGAGAUGGAGCGGGGCUUGUUCCAGGCGGGGCAGCGAGGCCUGAACGACUUCCAGUGCUGGGAGAAGGGGCAGGCUUCCCAGAUCAGGGCGUCCAGCCUGGUCCAGAGCUACAAGAAGAGGAAGCUCACCGACACGGAGAACUGACGGCCUUGGCAAUGGCUCCUUCCCUGCAGCCGCCUCUGGGGCGGCGCCAUCGGGUUGGGCUGGGACAUGCUGGGGGAGGCCCCUGGCCCUGGAAGCCUUCCGGGACGGUCCCUCCCUGCUGAGGAGCCACCAAGCCCUUGGCCCAUAAAGACCGGAAGACCUGUGCUGCAGGAGAGUUGGCACUGGAGCCCUUGUGCCUGGAAGGGAGGGACCUGCCAGCCCGGGAUGCCCACUACCCCUCGCUCAGAGCCAUCCGGGUCUGUUCUCGGAAUGUCCUCUUGUGCAGAAUUCCUUCCUCUUCCUGGUUGUGCACCGCCAGGAUGCUGGACGUGUACAUAUCGCUUGCCCCCUGCCUGUGGGGAGUUGCCCCAAUUUCCACAAACAGCCCUGACGCCAGCCAGCGUAGCUCAGUGGUUGACCAUUGACCUACGAACCAGGAGAUCGCAGUUCGAUGCCUGGUUCAGGGCUCAGGCUGGGGGUUUCAGGCUCCAGUCCCCAGGUGGGGGCGUGCAGGAGGCAGAUAAUCAGUGAUUCUCUCUCAUCAUUGAUCUUUCUCUUCCCGCCCCCGCCAUCUCCCUCUCUGCAAUCAAUAAAAAUAUUUUUUUUUUUUAAAAGAGAGAGAAUAAGGAAGGAAACGGGAAAGGCAGGCGAAUGGUGUGGGUUUUACUAAAGAAGAGACGAUGCCUCCUCCAUGGUGACCAGGAAUUCACGGAAUUCUACCUCGAGGGGCAGUGGUUGCACGGAGAUCCGUACAGCGUCUCAGUGAUCCCAUUCCCGCUCUGGAAAAGCUGUCAGUGGUCCAGUGGCAGCAUAGUCCAUAACCUGUGCUCACCAGCCCUUCCUCCGAGAAACCGGGACUUUGGGGGAGCUGGUCAGGAGGAGCCCCUGUUGGAGAGCGUAUUUACAGGCCAAAUGGCAGUGGGCAUGAGGCUGUAGUUAGGUGUUUUCUUCAGUCCAUUUUGCACACCUUGACACCGAGGCUUCCCGAGCGGCUCCUGAGAAUCUAAGCAAAACUUGCCCUGGAGAUCCAGGCGGGAGCCUCGGGCUGAGCAGGAGACGGCCAUCCUGGGGCCCCCAGCCUGCUGGAAGGGCGGCGGUCCCCACCGCACCGCACCCCCACGACCGGGGAAACUGCCUUUGUCGCCGGACACGAGGAGGUCGGGCACCCAGACGGCAGACGUCUCCGUGCCAGCUUAGAAUGGCAGGAGGGCUUUUAAAACGCCUGUUUUAGGACGGAUCCCGUGUUUUUAUCGUUUGAUUUCGGUGCUAAAUAAAUGACCCGCUUUGCACGUGGA